UCUGAACAUUGAAGCUAGAUGUCACCUUCUAGAUCCGUCAGGUGUACCUCCUCAUGUUCAAAUGCUGCCUCUGAUAGGGUCUCGGGACUAUCUCGCUCGAUUGAUACACCACCUCGAAUCACAUCUUCCGGACGACCUUGUCAUCGACAAGAACAUCUUUCUGGGAAUCCUCUUGUGCCUGAUAGCUGGUCAGCGGAACUUGAUAGUCGAUGUGGAUGUGGAUAUCGAGGACGAAAUAGAUGACGACGGGCGGCAGAGGAUUCAUGGGCGAGUGGGUACGAGCAGGAAGGAUAGGGAGAGACGGUUACAGGAUAGACUCGAGAGGGUCUCGUCAAUGUGUAAGAUCAUAUGUACAGCAAUCUUUGCCUUGACGUGUAGGGCGAGCAAAAUAUCAUCCCGAUGGACCGCCAGCGAGCUACCUUGUGCCGUCUUCCCUUCACUGCCACUUCCUGCUGCACUGGAAUCUUCAACCAGCAACGGCGAAGCCCAGGAAGUAGAACCAGGGCACCACCAAGGACCAGUACAUACAAGCAGUAUCCGUUCACCACGUUUCAAGCCUAGCAAACAUCGCCCGAAGGACGAAGCGAUCCAGGCCAACUCGACCAAACCGGUCCUCCCCCCUCCGAACAAGACUUCGAACACGAUGUCAUCUGAAAGUCAUCAUCAAGCGGCGCAGAUCGUCGACGUCGAUGUUGACGAUGGGACCGUGUCCUCGAACACUUCUCGAGCUUCCACCCGGUCGAAUCUUUCGAUCUAUGGGGACGACGAAGCCGAGCUUGAUAUACCCCAAGUCCUUGUGGUUAGAGGCCUCGAAGACGCUCGACAUGGCGUGUACCUCAAGUUUUUAGAGAUCCUCGAAGAGAGGCAGGUCAAAUGGGUCGAAAAGUACGACGUCGAUGUGGGGAAAGAGGCGGUCGAUCCCUUAGCACGGCCAGAGGAAGGGAAACGGGACCGAUCUCAACCUCUUCCUGAAGGAUUCUUUCUGAUCUACGUUCGCCCUUCGUUGGUUCCGCGCCGUGCGAGGCAACGGGCACGGUCACUCAGGGUCCCUCAGCGAGAGUCGAGCCGUAAGAAUGCGAGAAGGGAGAGGGACGAUGCGGGAGUGGCCGAGAGUGGAAAUAGCGAGGCUCCUGGGUGGUUCAUCGACAAGUUUGCGCUUAGUUGCUUGGCUGCCGAGGAGACGGUCUUGGGAGAAGACGGUGGAAUUUUCGAAGACUUCUCGGUACAGUCAGAGCAGGGUGAACCCUUGAUAGACGGGAAGCUACUCCGGACACUGCGUCGACUCUCGGAAAAGACGCACAUGCACCCUCCCUUACGUUUCCGGAUAUCCGACUUGACCAGUACCAUCGUCCAUCACCCGCACUUGUACAGCACGUUUGGCAGCACCAGCAUCAGCGAUUUCAAAACCUUUGUCAGGAUCUCAAGGAUCCUCUUUCGGCCUUUCUCGUGGCGACCCGACCUUCUCAAUCUGGAUAUCAAGGGAAGAGAAUACGAUCAGAGGAAAAAGCUGCAAGAGGCCAUGGAGAGGGAGGAAUGGUAUGCCACCGAGGAGGACGUUCGACGGCUAUGGAGAAACCUGAUCAGGCAUCGGGUGGAAUUGCGACCGCUUCGGGAACGCAUCCUCUAUACCACCGUCGGUUCCGCCGGCACUUAUCGGCCAGAGAAGAACAAGCUAUCGGUGUCAAAUUUGGUUCGGCAGGACGAGCGGGUAGAUGAGAUUUUGGACGAAAUCUUGGUCGUCCUGGGUUGAACGAGACGAGCGGAGUA
Messenger RNA from Filobasidium floriforme, 1767 nucleotides. RefSeq lists its product as uncharacterized. The transcript has 3 exons. Bases 62 to 1750 code for a protein of 562 amino acids. The record is from RefSeq and is a predicted model, not a curated record. Lineage: Eukaryota; Fungi; Basidiomycota; Tremellomycetes; Filobasidiales; Filobasidiaceae.